AUGAUCUUGAAUAAUCGAAGUAUAGAAACGCAUGUUGAGGUACGAGGCUUUUACAAGAAGGCAUAUGAGAUGCCCGAAUUGGAAGUCCUAGAACAGCAACGUCAGCGCGACGAGUUGAUCAACACCAUGAACGAUGCAGAGAAGAAUGAACUUGGGCAGCUCAUAGAACGCAUUUCGAAAAAGGUGGAUGAGGACCCGGUGCUCUCAGCCCAUCGUUAUUUCCACUCACCUCAGAGGGUCAUCGACGACAUGAGGAGAAGUCAUGCUAACAAUUGA
Cylicostephanus goldi is the source of this 276-nucleotide messenger RNA. The record is from the annotation of a GenBank genome assembly. Lineage: Eukaryota; Metazoa; Nematoda; Chromadorea; Rhabditida; Strongylidae.